Nilaparvata lugens (brown planthopper) is the source of this 2250-nucleotide messenger RNA. RefSeq lists its product as uncharacterized. Gene Ontology annotation, molecular function: nucleic acid binding. The transcript has a single exon. Bases 1 to 2250 code for a protein of 749 amino acids. The record is from RefSeq and is a predicted model, not a curated record. Gene Ontology annotation, biological process: DNA integration. Lineage: Eukaryota; Metazoa; Arthropoda; Insecta; Hemiptera; Delphacidae.
AUGCUGUUCAAGCUAUUCAUGCGCACGCUGUGGUCUCAGCAAUUAGCUUGGGACACUGAGGUUCCAGCCUCACUUCGAGCUCAUUGGGAGCUGAUUACCGCUGAAAUUUCCCGUUUGGACAAUGUUGUAAUCCCGCGUUUACUUGCCUGUAACCGCUCUACUACCCGGCUGCUUGGAUUCGCCGAUGCCUCCGAAAAGGGGUUUGCUGCUUGUAUAUAUAUUCAUGAAGAGACUGAAAAUAGAUAUGUUAACUGCCGUCUCAUAGCCACCAAAAGUCAUGUCGCCCCGCUGAAAACUAUGACAAUUCCACGCCUGGAAUUGAUGGGUUGUUUGCUGCUUGCUCGUUUACUAUCCGCCAUCUUACCUACACUGUCCGAAUAUGAUUUACAAGAAAUUCGACUCUACACCGAUUCCAAGACUGCCUUGGAUUGGAUCAACACACCCACAUACAAAUUGCAGAUUUUUGUUGCCAACAGAGUACAGCAAAUUACUCAGUUAACAAAACUUGAGUCAUGGCAUCACGUUACUUCUGCUAACAACUGUGCAGAUAUUGCUUCGAGAGGCUUGACUCCCGCUGAAAUCGUCUCCUGCCAUGAUUGGUGGCACACUACCAAUGCGUUUCGUUGUCUCGCCACUGACUUUCCCAUGUCCAAUCAUCUUGUUUCCAACAUUGUACCUGAGAUGAAAACUAACCCGCUGUACAUUCUCGCUACUGUUGAAGAACCAAUUGAGAAUCGUUUGUAUACCGCUAUAGAACGUGUAUCCAAAUUUGGAAAGCUAUGUCGUAUUUUUGUCUACAUACUAAGAUUUGUCAACCGCAUCAAACCAGCCCGUUAUGAAUAUCGCUGCAAAAUAGUCAAACAGAUUGAAACCUGUGAAACGCCUGCCUCAAUUGACACCACCGCCUGUGAAGCUGAAAUAGCUAGAAAACUCAUUGUUCAUGUUGUGCAACGGGAUAAAUUUCAGAAGGAAAUAACAGAGUUGAAAGCUGGAAAAUGUCCUAAGCAUCUACUAACGUUGCAACCGUACAUUGAUGAUUACGAUUUGAUACGCUUAUCUGGUCGUCUUGAGCACGCUCCGAUUUCUAGUGAAGCUAGAAAUCCAUUAUUGCUGCCGAAAAAUGAGCAUGUAUCCUCACUCAUCAUUCGACACAUACAUCUUCAAAAUUGUCAUGCCGGUCCCCGCACCACACAAGCAGCUGUUUGCCAACAGUAUUGGAUAAUCUCUGCCCGCAAUCAAGUUCGCCGCAUAAUACAUCAAUGUGUCAUUUGUAACCGCUUUUGCCGCACCAACCUACAGCAACGUAUGGCCCUGCUACCUGCUGAACAAGUCACCGCCAAUAGACCAUUCAAUUUAACUGGCUUGGACUUUGCUGGUCCUUUCUCAUGCAAAACAUCUUUAUUGAAACGCACACAAACAACAAAAGGUUAUCUGUGCAUAUUUGUAUGUUUGACCACCAAAGCUACUCAUCUAGAGUUCCUGUCCUCGAUGUCUGUCAACAACUUCAUCGCUGCUCUACACCGAUUUAUUGCCCGCAGAGGUGCGCCGCACACUCUGUUUUCAGACAACGCUAAGACUUUCACAUCUGCCGCAAGAAAAAUGUAUGAGUUAGAAAAACUCUUGAAGACGAUGCCCUCUGAAGUGAAGUGCUUUCUGUCUAACUACGGCAUAAACUGGAAGUUCAUUCCCCCUUAUGCUCCGCAUCAAGGAGGCAUAUGGGAAGCCGCCGUCAAAUCCGCCAAAACACUGCUACACCGCUGUAUUGGGGACACAGCUCUUACAUACGAAGAGUAUGACACCAUUUUCGUUGGAAUUGAAAGUAUUCUAAAUAGUCGACCGCUUACAGAAUUGUCCUCUGAACCUGCUGAAGCUGCCUCCGUGCUCACUCCCGGGCACUUCCUAAUUGGUAGACCUCUUACUGCACCACCGCAACCCAUAGAGACGAAGGAACUAUUGGUCGCACGCCGCUGGAGACUUACAAACCAAAUGACCCAAUAUUUCUGGAAUCGCUGGUCCAAGGAGUACCUAUGCACCUUGAUCAAUCGCACAAAAUGGAAAACCGCUGAAAGAAACUUGCAACUUAACAAUUUGGUCAUAAUCAAAUCUGUCAACACCUCUCCUCUCAGCUGGCCGUUAGGCAGGAUUAUUGCGCUACACCCUGGUAAAGAUGGACUAGUACGUGUAGUCACUAUCAAAUGCGCAUCUGGGAACAUUGUUCGAGACAUACGCAAAGUUCACCGCAUCAUUUGA